AUGUCUCCCUCUGAUAUCACCAACAUGACAUUGUAUGUGCCUGGAAUGGGCGUGAUCCCCUCAUCUGCGACCUCUGGUCGACCAUCCAAGAAUUCACGAAGAGAUUCAUCAUCAUCAUUCUCGUGGAGAUCCUCUUGUUCUUCGUCACUUACAACGUCUUCCACCAGCAACGGUCUUUGGGAACAACAACAACAACAGGAAGACUGCUCCUCAUCAUCGUCCGAGCUCUCCUGGAGUGAUCACAGCAAUCCAGACUGCGCUGCCACGCUGGUGCGUCAAGUCCGCAAAUCAGCUCCCGCCUGCGUCCCGUUUAUUGUGCCAGGGAUUGGACUCGUCCCGGUUCCAAAGUUGACACGCAGCUCCAGUGCAGGAUCUUCGUGUUCCAAUCAUACUAAUGGACGACAACAACACAAGUUAGACUUUCGUCGUCGAAGUGUGGAUCGGGCAUCGUCCUGGCGAAGUUGCCGCAGUGUCCCUUCCAUGGAGACUGUCGUCGAAUAA
Molecule: messenger RNA, 501 nt
Organism: Seminavis robusta
Lineage: Eukaryota; Bacillariophyta; Bacillariophyceae; Naviculales; Naviculaceae
Source: the annotation of a GenBank genome assembly